CUGCAUAGCAGAGCCAUACAAAGCAGUGUGCUUACAGCGAAACACACACAGCCCACAUAGUAAAACAGCACAUAGUUAACCCUUUGAUCUCCCCAGAUGUUAACCCCUUCCUGCUCAGUGUCAUUAGUACAGUUAUUAUGCCGUAUUAAUGUCCCUGGUGAUGUCAGUGUCAGUUAUUGUACCUCCCAGCCAGCUUCAGUUAGUGUGAGAUUGCCCAGCACACUAUCACAGUCCCACAAUAAGUCGCUGAACACUGCCAUUAUUAGUCUAAAAAAAAAAAAAAAUAAUUCCAGCAUAUAUACC
This is a messenger RNA of Staurois parvus, 303 nucleotides long. Lineage: Eukaryota; Metazoa; Chordata; Amphibia; Anura; Ranidae. The record is from the annotation of a GenBank genome assembly.